This is a messenger RNA of Manihot esculenta (cassava), 1328 nucleotides long. RefSeq names its product WRKY DNA-binding transcription factor 70. The transcript is spliced from 3 exons. Lineage: Eukaryota; Viridiplantae; Streptophyta; Magnoliopsida; Malpighiales; Euphorbiaceae. The record is from RefSeq and is a predicted model, not a curated record. Bases 157 to 1104 code for a protein of 315 amino acids. Gene Ontology annotation, molecular function: sequence-specific DNA binding; DNA-binding transcription factor activity. Gene Ontology annotation, biological process: regulation of DNA-templated transcription.
CCAUAUUUCUCCAUCCUCUUUCUUGCUAAAGCCCCAAUAACUCUCAUAAAAGCCUAUCCCCAAUCUCCUCCUACUCUCCAUUAUAUACAGCAUAUAUAUGCCAAAAACAAAGGAAAGCAGCGAAAAGUCGAAAACAUUUCUUGAUACUGCCCGCAAAUGGCCGCUUCUUGUACUGGAAAACUAUCAUCAAACAGGGAAAGGGCGGCAAGAGAGCUCGUUCAAGGCCAAGAAUUUGCAACCCAUCUUCAAUUUCUUCUCAAGAAACAUUAUCCAGAUGAUGGGUUGCUCUCAGCUGAUGAGCUUGUGGUCAAGAUCAUGAGAUCUUUCACUGAAGCUCUUUCCCUGGUAACUUGCUAUGAUUUUGUUGAGAAUUUUCAGAAUCAGACAACUUCACAAGUGGACUCAGUUUGUUGUGAUGACCGGAAAUCUGAAGAUUCGGGCGAGAGCAAGAAGAGGGCAACUGCCAAGGAAAGGAGGGGAUGUUACAAGAGAAAGAAGAUUUCACUGUCAUGGACAACAGUCUCAGCUACAACAGAAGAUGGUUAUGCGUGGAGAAAAUAUGGGCAGAAACAGAUCCUCAACACCAAAUACCCAAGGAGCUACUUCAGGUGCACCCACAAGUACGAUCAAGGAUGCAAGGCAACGAAGCAAGUCCAGAUAAUGGAAGAAGAUCCACAAAUGUAUGGCACCACUUAUAUUGGUCACCAUACCUGCAGAGAUAUUCUCAAGGUUCCACAAAUCAUCACACCACCAGAUUCUUCUCCUGGUCAUGAAUCUUAUAUGCUCACUUAUUCCAAUUCAAACAAUACUCCUACCCAAUUGGAUCAUCAACACCAUCCAUUUACUUGGUGUCCAUCCACCAUGAUUAAGCAAGAAUAUAAGGAAGAGACGCCAAGUGAUCUCACAGAUGAGCUUUCAUCUUUGGACUCCAUGUGGAAGGAUCUUGAAGCAUUUGAGCAAGCUGAUCAUUACAGGGCAGUUGCUUCUACAGAGUGUACGGAAACUGCUUCUCAAAGCCUGGACAUGGAUUUCGCAGUGAGCUCCGUUGAAUUUAACGGCGAUUUUCACUUUGAUGAAAGUGAGUUCAACUACCUAAGCAAAUAAGGUAGACGGCUGUAGUUUUACCCUGCUAUGUAUAGAUGUUGACAUUGAAGAGGUAAUCUAGAUUUGUGGAAUAAUUAGGCUGCAAGAUUUUCCUUUAGAUUUGUGGAAUAAUAUUUAGGCUGCAAGAUUUUCCUUUCUAAUCCUAAAAUUCUGCUGUUCACAUUGAAAGAGAGAUGUUGUAUUACUCUGUGGGAGCCUUAAUGGGGACAGACAAUUUUGCUUUA